Myotis lucifugus (little brown bat) is the source of this 3212-nucleotide messenger RNA. It is a transcript of the gene ATP1A1, whose product is annotated as ATPase Na+/K+ transporting subunit alpha 1. Gene Ontology annotation, biological process: intracellular sodium ion homeostasis; proton transmembrane transport; potassium ion import across plasma membrane. Gene Ontology annotation, molecular function: ATP binding; ATP hydrolysis activity; P-type sodium:potassium-exchanging transporter activity. The record is from RefSeq and is a predicted model, not a curated record. Lineage: Eukaryota; Metazoa; Chordata; Mammalia; Chiroptera; Vespertilionidae. Gene Ontology annotation, cellular component: membrane.
AAACGGCUCCAGUCUUCAUAACUAACCACAUCUUCCCGCCUUCUCCUGUAGGUUGGACGUGACAAAUAUGAGCCUGCGGCCGUUUCCGAGCAUGGCAACAAGAAAAAGGCCAAGAAGGAGAGGGAUAUGGAUGAGCUGAAGAAAGAAGUGUCUAUGGAUGACCAUAAACUGAGCCUGGAUGAACUUCACCGCAAAUACGGAACAGACUUAAGCCGCGGCUUAAGCACUGCUCGAGCUGCCGAGAUCCUGGCCCGCGACGGCCCCAACGCCCUCACUCCCCCUCCCACCACCCCCGAGUGGGUCAAGUUCUGCCGGCAGCUGUUCGGGGGAUUCUCCAUGCUGCUGUGGAUUGGAGCCAUUCUUUGUUUCUUGGCUUAUGGCAUCCAAGCUGCCACGGAAGAGGAGCCUCAGAAUGACAAUCUGUACCUGGGUGUGGUGCUGUCUGCUGUCGUCAUCAUCACUGGCUGUUUCUCCUACUACCAAGAAGCUAAGAGCUCAAAGAUCAUGGAAUCCUUCAAAAACAUGGUCCCGCAGCAAGCCCUGGUGAUCCGCAACGGUGAGAAAAUGAGCAUCAACGCGGAGGAGGUGGUGGUUGGGGACCUGGUCGAAGUGAAAGGCGGGGAUCGGAUCCCUGCUGACCUCAGGAUCAUUUCUGCCAACGGCUGCAAGGUGGAUAACUCCUCGCUGACCGGGGAGUCGGAGCCCCAGACCAGGUCUCCCGACUUCACACACGAAAACCCCCUGGAGACGAGGAACAUCGCCUUCUUUUCCACCAACUGCGUUGAAGGCACUGCCCGCGGCAUCGUCGUGUACACCGGAGACCGCACCGUCAUGGGGAGAAUCGCCACGCUGGCCUCUGGGCUGGAAGGCGGCCAGACGCCCAUCGCCGCAGAAAUCGAACAUUUCAUCCAGCUCAUCACGGGGGUGGCCGUGUUCCUGGGGGUGUCCUUCUUCAUCCUCUCCCUGAUCCUCGAAUACACCUGGCUCGAGGCCGUCAUCUUCCUCAUCGGAAUCAUUGUCGCCAAUGUGCCCGAAGGUCUGCUGGCCACCGUCACGGUGUGUCUGACCCUGACUGCCAAGCGCAUGGCCCGGAAAAACUGCUUAGUGAAGAACCUGGAAGCCGUGGAGACGCUGGGGUCCACGUCCACCAUCUGCUCCGAUAAGACCGGGACCCUGACGCAGAACCGCAUGACGGUGGCCCACAUGUGGUUUGACAAUCAGAUCCACGAAGCCGACACGACGGAGAAUCAGAGCGGUGUCUCCUUCGACAAGUCCUCAGCCACCUGGCUCGCCCUGUCGAGAAUCGCUGGCCUUUGUAACAGGGCCGUGUUUCAGGCCAACCAGGAAAACCUGCCCAUCCUGAAGCGGGCGGUGGCGGGCGACGCCUCCGAGUCGGCGCUCUUGAAGUGCAUCGAGCUGUGCUGCGGGUCCGUGAAGGAGAUGAGAGAGCGGUACCCCAAACUCGUCGAGAUACCCUUCAACUCCACCAACAAGUACCAGUUGUCCAUUCACAAGAACCCCAACACGGCCGAGCCCCGGCACCUGCUGGUGAUGAAGGGGGCCCCCGAGAGGAUCCUGGACCGCUGCAGCUCCAUCCUGCUCCAGGGCAAGGAGCAGCCGCUGGACGAGGAGAUGAAGGACGCCUUCCAGAACGCCUACCUGGAGCUGGGCGGCCUGGGCGAGCGCGUGCUGGGUACGUGCGGCACCUGGGGACAAAGCGAGGCACCGCGCCACCCCCCCCCCCCCCCCACACACACACACACACACCCAUUGUGGAGACGGGAGGAGCCAGGGGAAUGCCUGGGGUAUUGGGCCUGGGCAGCAAAAUCCCACUGGUUUGCUUCUGACUCGUACUUGGACCCUUGGUCCUGUGCCGUCCAGUUCUGUCUGAUGAGAACCUGUCUGACCUGGGCUGCUGAGUCCCUGACCUGUGAGCUCAGUCGGACAAGCUGUCCCGACCUCGAAUGGGGAUCCUUUCGAGGCCUCGGUGUGUUUGCUCGCAACUGCGCCCGAUUAACGUCCUCCCUUUCCUUGUCACAGAUCAUCAUGGUCACGGAGGACCAUCCCAUCACGGCCAAAGCCAUCCAAGGUGUGGGCAUCAUCUCCGAGGGCAACGAGACCGUGGAGGACAUUGGCCGCCUCAACAUCCCCGUGAGCCAGGUGAACCCCAGGGACGCCAAGGCCUGCGUGGUGCACGGGACAGACCUGAAGGACAUGACCUCCGAGCAGCUGGAUGACAUCCUCAAGUACCACACGGAGAUCGUGUUCGCCAGGACCUCCCCGCAGCAGAAGCUCAUCAUCGUGGAGGGCUGCCAGCGGCAGGGCGCGAUCGUGGCUGUGACUGGUGACGGUGUCAACGACUCUCCAGCUUUGAAGAAGGCGGAUAUUGGGGUUGCCAUGGGGAUCGCCGGCUCGGACGUGUCUAAGCAAGCCGCCGACAUGAUUCUCCUGGACGACAACUUUGCCUCAAUUGUGACUGGAGUCGAGGAAGGUCGUCUGAUCUUCGACAACUUGAAGAAAUCCAUCGCCUACACCCUGACCAGCAACAUUCCAGAGAUCACCCCCUUCCUGAUAUUUAUUAUUGCGAACAUUCCGCUGCCGCUGGGCACCGUCACCAUCCUCUGCAUCGACCUGGGCACCGACAUGGUUCCUGCCAUCUCCCUGGCCUACGAGCAGGCUGAGAGCGACAUCAUGAAGAGACAGCCCCGAAACCCCAAGACGGACAAGCUGGUGAACGAGCGGCUGAUCAGCAUGGCCUACGGGCAGAUUGGUAUGAUCCAGGCCCUGGGGGGCUUCUUCACUUACUUUGUGAUUCUGGCUGAGAACGGCUUCCUGCCGAUCAACCUGCUGGGCAUCCGCGUGGACUGGGACGACCGCUGGAUCAACGACGUGGAGGACAGCUACGGGCAGCAGUGGACCUACGAACAGAGGAAGAUCGUGGAGUUCACCUGCCACACGGCCUUCUUUGUCAGCAUCGUGGUGGUGCAGUGGGCCGACCUGGUCAUCUGCAAGACCCGGAGGAACUCCGUCUUCCAGCAGGGGAUGAAGAACAAGAUCCUGAUAUUUGGCCUCUUCGAGGAGACGGCCCUCGCUGCUUUCCUUUCCUACUGCCCUGGGAUGGGAGUCGCCCUGAGGAUGUAUCCCCUCAAGUAAGUCCUCCUCUUGCGCCGCUAGCGAGUGGGAAGUAGACGAGUGGCUGUCCCUGGGACAGG